Molecule: messenger RNA, 8634 nt
Organism: Owenia fusiformis
Lineage: Eukaryota; Metazoa; Annelida; Polychaeta; Sabellida; Oweniidae
Source: the annotation of a GenBank genome assembly
GCCAUUAGAAUUGGAAGUGAAGAACUAAAAUAGUUUAAUCUCUGGCAUUGUUUGGAUUUUUUCACGCACUACAUAUUACACUUUUUGAAAGUACCGAGCCAGUAAAAAAGGAAGUGAAGAACUAGAAUAGUUUAAUUUCUGGCACUGGAUCGGAUUUAUUCACGCACUACAUAUUACACUUUUUGAAAGUAUCGGUAGAUGGAAUCAGAUACGCGAUGAGUUGUUUCAGCUUCCAUCUUUUUACCAGAUGAUAUUUCGACCCCCGGCCUCUUCGAAGAUGAUAUGAUGAGUGCAGGGGACUUCCUGUGUGUAGGGGACUGGAUCACGCUGUUCUGCGAGGAAACGGAGGGAUAUCUCUACAGUUGGCAGUCAAGCUCCACACACAAUGGUCUCUACAUAUACCAACGCCAGGAUAGAGAAAAGCCGGGGAAUAUUCCUAAUAGCCAAGCCGUCCAGUUUCAAAUGUGUAUACAGAACCGAUACAAACUCAACAAGAAGUAUCGGAAAUGGUUGGAAAGCAGUCAGAAUGACCCAGACAAUCUGGACACCAAAGCCUACCUAUCACAAUCAAAGUUGUCCGCACAAGCAGAAAACGAUGAUAAUAUUGCAGAACAACGGCGUCAACAGGGCAAACGAGUACGAUAUGGGGAAAUAAUUCAGCUCAAACAUAUGUUCACGGGGAAAUUUAUCCACGUGAGCACCACUCAAACCAGUAGACGGGACAAAAACAACAUGAUGGUCCACCUACAAGACUUUAAUGCCAAAAAUGCUCAAUUUAGAAUUCUUCCCCGAUACAAAGUCAAGUCAGAGGGUGAAGUUAUACAAAUAUACGACCAAAUUGUUUUUGAAAGUGUCAAAUCACCAGGGCAGUUCUUCCACGCUAGUGCACCGUGGAGAAUUGAUCACUAUAGCUACGGGAUGCUUCCGCCACCUAAAGAGCAGCGAGUUGGAAAGGACCAUUAUUUCAUGAGGUCUGAGUUGAACCUUGGUGUUGAACAGACAGGGUUCACCCUCGUCAAGUGCGGCAAACCGUCCGAAGAAGAUGAGAAAUUUCUAAAGGGAGGCUGUGCACUGCGGAUGUUUCACAAAGAAUUGGAAGCGUACGUUGUAGCAGAGGGCCUUUUUGAUGAAGAAGUCAAUGAAGAUGUUCAUCUCAGAAUACGAGAGAUCGACCAGCUUGUUCCAAAAACCUUGUAUCCUUCUAGUUCUGGCAUUACAUACUGGCAAGUUGAAGCUGAGCAGAGUAUACUCAAAGGUGAUGUCUUAAGGUGGGAGCAGCAGAUUAGAUUUCGUCAUAUGACAACGCGGCAAUACUUAAGCAUUACUCCUGAUCUCAAAGUAUCACUAGUGACAGAAUCAAAUGACCCUAAAACAGUAUUCAGGCUUCACCCAGUCAUAAAGGAAACAGAUGAUAUAUUAUUUGAAAGCUAUGCAAGAAUAGAGCACGUUCUAAGUGGCUCUUGGCUUCACGCCCAUAAAGAUGAAGUAUACACGCGGCGGCAGUUUCAAGGACACGAUGAGGACUACAAUUCUAUGACAGGUCUACGAUGGGAUGGGGCGGAGUUACGGCAGAUAUCUGCAAGUGGGGAACGUAUGUACGAUGAUGCCUAUACGCUUCAACGAGUUGAAGACACACACCUUCAUACAUUCAACGUGGUGGCUGGCAUGGUUCCGUUCCUUAGAAAUCUUAUACAAGAUCGAAAAGAUGGCAAAAUACUCAAUGCAAGGAAAACACACAGGAUAUGCACAGCACUGAAUGAGUUAAAGCAGUUCAUGAUUGUCAACGGCGUCCCCACCAAAGUGAGACAAAAGCUAAUGAGGAACCUCAAGAUUAUUGACCUGCUUGUGCAACUGGUUAAGUGCAACCUAAAGGGUGUCGCUGACCAAGUCCACCUAACAGACGUGUUUAAGGGAGCGUACGAGGUCCUAUAUACCUACAUGAUAGGAAACAGUAGGAAGAAUGCACUCUACUUCGCCAAGUACAUCGACUUCUUUCAAACACAAUUCAGCAUCAAGGGUGAGAUAGGGUUGAAUGUGGCACAGAUGAUUGUUGAACUCAUUAGAGACAAUAGGAAAAUUGUGGACAGAAUAACACAUCAACAAAUCGAUGAAUUUGUGGGUCUACUUAGAGAAAACAAGAAUUAUCGCUACCUAGACCUGUUGAGUGUCCUAUGUGUGUGUGAUGGAGUGGCGAUUGCUGAUAACCAGACGUAUAUCACUGAAAACUGGCUCAGAAAAGACUCGAGCGGUGUGUUUCUUACAGAAAGAGGACAAAAUCUGAAGAAACAGACAAACGUUGUGUUCCUUUCAACUGACCAAAGCAGGACUUGGGUGCCGCUGCAUGAAUUUGUAAAUAAAACAAGACCCGAUUUCUCGGAAGAAAAAUGCUUAUUUCUGGAGCACCAACUGGACCUGUUUAGAAACCUGUGUUAUGGUCGAAAUGAAUAUGCAGUUGAAACGAUAACAAAAGAGUAUAAUUAUCUAACGUGGGAAGAAGCAUUCCUUUGCAUCAGAUUGGACCUCAUACCAGACGCUUUGCGAGCAAAGUACUGCGAUCUCAUAAUUUGCCUGUUUGUUGACAUAGGGAACAAUCACUCAGUAUUGGAUCAUACCAACAACUCUUUCGUCUAUGACGAGAUAUAUUCGAAGGCAGUUCCACAACAGGACUUCGUAGUCAAAGACCUGGUGACGAUAUUCCCAGUGCUGCGGGACUGGAUAACGUCAUUCCUGGAUGAUAACAAAUAUAUGACAGCAUCUGAUAUUGGACACAAUAUGCUCAUUGAACAGGUAUUGCGGCUAUUACACUACUUAGUACGGUUUGGUUACUACGGCAACGCGAGGGAUGUAAAAGAACUGCAGAAACCCCUCUUGAAUUUACUAGAGGGUAAAAACGAUAUCCCCUUUCCACAGGACUUGGAAAAGGGAUACUCCAAAGAAGCACAAAUGGUAGUGGCGCGAUACAGAGACAAGGAAAGAUAUGACAUGGCGCCAGAGACCAGUGCAAUAGUAGAUGCCAAAUACCAAGCAAUGCAAGUAUUAGAUCUGUUAAUGACAUACCAGUUCAACACAAGAUUGGAGAGCUUUAUUGCAAAGUUCAAAGUUGCAGAGCGAAGUGCGGGAACCAAGAAACAACAUAAACUUUGCCCACUUCUCUAUGAAACAUACGAUUCUUUAGAUACAACCAAGAAAUCAACUAAAGAACAGAAAAAAGCAUACGCUGCUUUGAACGACAUGUUUGAGGCUACCUCAUACUUCGACAACGAGCAUCUCAUUGCAGUAUUACUGGAUCUUUCUAACUACAAGUAUGAUAAGAUGGUGACAAAAUCACUGGCAUUAUUGAACAAGUUCUACUCGUCCAAGUCAAAUACUUUCAAAAUCGCAGUACAAGCCCAGGUUCUUAUCACCCCUGACUCAAUCAAGGUCCACCGAGAAGUGCAGCAUAACAUGCCUUUGCUCAGACGUCUUGCCAAAUCUAAACUUAGUGAUGAGCAGGUCAUCACUAUGAGUGACAUCCUCGAAAAAUUUAUCAAGUUCUGCCACAUGCCGUACAGUGAUGAGGAACGUCAUCCGAUGAACCAAAGUAUUCUAAUCAAUCAUGAGGUGUUAUCACUUGUUUUUGAUACACUUUCCCAAGAGAUAGAUGCCAAGCUCAUAGAACAAUACAGAGGCAUUCGGUCUAUUAUGACCACUAGUCUAAAGUUGUUAAAAGCGUUGGCAAAGGGCAACGACUCCGUGCAGAGGAGAAUAUACGAUCGGUUAGAUUCGCUACUUAGAGUGAGAUGUGUAGAAUGUGAACUAGCAGCUGCCUUGAAAGAGGCAUUUGCAGGCAACCAGACAACAUGUCAAAAAGUUCUACCGAGACAGAUCCAGAGAAUUGUCCUUUUAACCGCUGAACAUAAGGAAGAAGUUCCUGAAUUUCUCGACCUUUUGAAUGCCAUUGCAAAGGUACAAGGUCUGGACCUGGCUCUGAGAAGGAAUCAAACACAUAUAAUGAAAUUCAUUAUGCAAAACUACAGUAGAACAGCAUAUGUCAUUGAUAAACCAAAGGAAAAGAGAGAGAGAAUCCUCACGGGGAAAACCACCGGAAGACACUUGCAGUAUUUGGUCAGUCUAGUAGAGCUGCUCUCAACAUGUGCCGAGGGUGAAAACAGGUUUAUCGAAUCACUUUGUCAGAGCAUCAUACCAAUUGAAGAAAUUCUAUGGACUCUGACUCACAACAAGAUAUCAGUUGAUAUCAAGAAGGCCUACCUGAAGUUUUUACUCUGGGUUUACAUGAGGACUUCCGGAAGUAUUGUUGACAGUGGGGCGGGAGAGUUACCUCACGAUAAAUUGAUGUGGCAGUACUUAGAAGAUAUAACUCAACUGUCCAACUGGCUCACGGAUUAUGUGAACGAUAACAGAGAAGCAGUGAAGGAAAUGCUUAGGAAUACACCAGACAAAGGAAUAUUAUCUGGUUCAGAUGAAGAAACAAAAGCCCUCGCUACGCUCAUAUACUUCCUCGAUGCAGUAUUGCCAUUCCUUAGAACAUUUUUCAGCAAAUUCUACUCUGUUGAUAGAGAGAUUUUCCCAAGAGAGCCAGAUAUUGUCAACGACCUUGCCAACGCUCUGCUGAUGUUUUGUGACGCAACCCGUCCACUUAUGCCACACCCUGGUCAGCUGAAAGUAAUGAUGAGUUGUAUGACGACACUCUUGCCGGCUUCAACACUUUCUAUGUCUGUGAUCGAAGGGUUUGUGGAACAAUUUGGAUCUGCCAACUGGAUGAGCCAGUUCUUCGACGACACCGAGGCGCAAAUGGACUACUAUGGAGCGGAGUUGGAAUUAAACGCAAAAUUCCGUACAUUCGCAGUGAACGCAAGUAUGCUAUACGGAGGCCACAACACAGUCGCGGCUCAAUUAAAGUAUACAUCGAACAGAGGUGAAUCCAGAGAAUACACAAAAAUUGGAGGUGACGAGGCUCUACCGCUAGGAGAGGAGUUCCAAGAUCACAUACGGUGCUUUAUGACUCCUAAUGAGAAAAAACUGCCAAAGAAAUAUGCCUUAUCAGAAAAACUUGUCCAGCAGUUGGGUAUAUCGGCCACACAAGCUAAUCUGAACGAAGCCACUCGGCUUGAACAAGAGGAACUGGACAUCAAAUGUUUGCAACUACUCAGAGCUAUUAUCCAUAACGAGGAGAGGAAACUUCCGGAAGACUGGGAUGAAAACCCACAAAAACAUAAAAAGAGAAUUUACAGAGAACAGUUGGACAAUAUUCGAGACAUUCAGAACAUUCUAACGGGACACGGUGCAGUCGUUAAAGUUCUCCCACAUCUGGCAAGAUAUAAUGAUGACAUUGUAAAGGAGGUUCUGUCUCUAUUAGCAAUGAUGCUGUUCAACGCAAAUGUAACUGUGCAGGUUUCACUCAUAGACUACUUCAAGGCAACCAGAGAAGAGGUCUUUUUCGUUGCAAUACGAAAUCGAAUGCAAAUGUCUAUUGUGGCGAUCAAAGAGCGUAGAUCACUCGAGGCCCAACGUCAUGCAAGAAUCAAGGAACUGUUGAAUCAGACAAAGAGCAUCCAGUCGACAAUGUCUGCUGGACGAAAAGCUCUUCAUGAGCUACAAGCGUUCGAGAAUGAAAUCAAAAGAAAUCCUUUGCAGCCAGCGCGCAAGGCGACGUUGGGUAUGCUACAGUCGCGUGCGUCACAACGUUCAGUCAAGCUAAAGAAAAACAAAGACAGUCUCAAGAAAUCAAAAGAAAAAACGAAACCCAAGAAAAAAGUCCAGUUUAACAACGUAGAGACUAAUCUUGAAGAAGGUGUAACGAUAUCCAAUGGGGAAGCAGACUUUGAAAUGAGUAACCAUAGUAACCACAACGAUAGCAUAUAUAACCAUGUAGACGUGAAAGUCAUGCCUUCAGAUGGAAUAGACAAUCAAGGCUUUACUGACAUACAGCAAGACACUGAUUUGGACGAUGGGGAUAAGGUCGAGUAUAAGGACGAAGGUUACAUAGUGCUUGUGCUGAACCUACUCGCUUGCAUGUGUGAUGGCCAGCAUAAAGGAUUACAGGAUUACCUAAGGGAACAACCUGAUAACAUUAAAACGGUUGAUCUUAUAGCAGAGACAACCCAGUUUGUUAAUAUGGUGUACGCCAACAUCAAUGGCGAAACGAUCGAUCUAGUCGUCCAGUUGUUCACAACAUUAAAUGAAUUCUGUGCAGGAAAUCAAGCGAACAGAGUCGUGCUAUUCAACAACAAAGUUAUAGAUUACAUUAACUUUAUCCUAAGGGCUGGCUCCUUUGAGGAUUGUGAUCCAUCUCAAGUAUUAGAGCUGAAUGCAGUCAUUGGAAACCUUCUGGUUUCCUUGAUUGAAGAGAACUCACCAGAGGCUUACAGGGUUGCAAAAGAAGUGAAAGACACGUUGGAUAAAGACGCCAUCUAUCGGAUCAUGUCGAACUGCUAUCAGAUGCACCAGACCGAGAAGCCAAAAUGGGAGGAGUUAAUACAGAAGAAUGCUUUAACAAGUAAAACUGCUGCUCUCAAAUCAGCAAAAUCUCUUGCCAAAGUGGGAGGAAAAUUCAUGAUGAAAGCAUUGAAAGGGAAAGAAUUGGGAAUGAGGGAGAAGUUGAUUGAGACGGGAUUCCUCUACUACUUUGUGUUGCAGAGAAUGUACGACAUCGACCCUCAAUUAGAGACUCAUGAUGAUCUGAAGCCAACGACAGAGCAACAGAAAGCAUUCAAGUACUACAAGAAAAACUCGAUGUCAAUUGAGAUUAUGAAAGACGACUAUUUAGCUAAAGCUACAUUCCGGGUAAAAAAUAAGAAUCUCUUAAGAGAGGAAGUAAAGGAGAAACUAAAAUGGAGCGCUGAUCGUUCCUCUCCUACGAAUAAGAUCAGAGAUCUGAUGAUGUGGUCCAAAGAUAUAUUAAAGGACAUAUACUAUCAAAGGAGAAUACUCACGAACCCUAUUGCAGCAUUCCUAACCAAGAAUUGGUUAACAUGGAACUACUUUACUAUAAUACUGAGUGUUGUGAUAAACAUAUUGAUGUUGAUGUCGUGGCAUGCUCCAAUGGCAAUAACUGCAGACACCCCAGAUGAUGAUGAUGACUACUGGAUAAACAAUACUCUUCCUCCGGCAAUACACGAUUACACACCUAAGCUGCUGACAACAGACUACUUAACGUGGAUAUAUAUUCUGGGAGGGGUUCACAACUUUUUCUCUCUCCUAGUCUUCAUCAGCUACUUCCUGUCAAAUCAUCCACAACUUCCGGAUAUCCGCUGGAUUUGGAACUGGAUCAAACGGAGGAUCGGGCGAAAAACAGACGAGGACUGGGAAGAAGAUGAGAAACAAGAACAUAAAUCAAAACUAGAAGUACAAUUAUUUAGCUUUCAAACAUUUUAUUUUACACUGUUCCUUGGGAUGUCUGUGGCUGGUACCAUAACACAAGGAUACUUCUUCGCCUUCCAUUUAUUAAACAUAGUCAACAAUAAUCAGCUUCUUGGUGGAGUCAUACAGGCAGUUACACAAAAUGGUCGAUCCUUGCUCUGGGUAGCAGUCCUCUUUCUCAUUGUCUUUUACCUCUACGGCCUCGUCGCCUUCGCUCUUCUUAGACCCUCAUUUAAGCCAAACGAAGAGUUCUAUUGUGAGACGCUAUGGCAGUGCACAAUUACAGUCGUGCGUUAUGGGAUGGUCGGCGAUCUGUUUGAGCGCAUUGGUCUCCACACCACCGAGAAUACAUUCAUGAACUUUGGAUACCUCACUAUCUUCAACAUCUCGUUCUUCAUCAUUAUCUGCACCAUUGGUCUCAAUAUCAUAUUUGGUAUCAUUGUCGAUACAUUCUCAGAACUCAGAGACCUAAAGUGGACCGCUGAAUCAGAUAUGAGAGACACGUGUUACAUAUGCAGUAGAAAAAGCUAUGACUUUGAGCACCAUGCAAACGGGUUUGAUACUCAUGUAAAACUCGAACACAAUAUGUGGGCAUACAUAUUUUUCUUCAUCCAUCUGGAUGAUACAAAACACAACGACUAUACUGCUUUGGACCUUUAUGUAUAUACUCUGCUCAAACAAGAGAGAUACGAUUUCUUUCCGCUGAACCGAGCUCUGUCGCUGAGUAACGUCGAUGAGGAUAGCGCUGAAUCAAAGCUAGAUGAGCUACUUAAAUACAUGAUCAUGAUUGUACGGAAACAACGAGAUGAGGAAUCUGAAAAGAAGCGUCGCGAGGAGAGAAUGAAACAACGCAAAUGGCAAGAGGAGCAUAGAAAAGCAAUGAAAGAGGGUGAGGGGGCAAAAGACAUUGAUGCAACUAUAAAACAAGCAAUGGAGGAUAUUGAAUCCAUGGGAAGCAUUGACCAUGAUGACUUAGAUGCAAAGUAUAUACCCAAAGAAUUCCAGUCUACUAGACUUUAGUGACUUUAGUACGAACCAUUCCAUUAUAUUCAAACUAAUAAAGUUUGAAUAUUUACCAGGCUGGGCGAAGUUUGAAUGGGAAGAUGAUACCACAACAUUUCAAUGGAAACAAAUCAUUGAAAUCAAAAACUUAAAUGUCACUUGCCAUUUGUUAAAAUCAUAUCGUAAAAAUAUUGAGCUACAGUUUAAGGAACAUUUACUGAAAAUUUCAUGGAAAAAUAUCAAUUAUUAAUAAAGUUAGAGCAUAUAGUUCAU